Molecule: messenger RNA, 1140 nt
Organism: Kalmanozyma brasiliensis GHG001
Lineage: Eukaryota; Fungi; Basidiomycota; Ustilaginomycetes; Ustilaginales
Product: Short-chain dehydrogenase/reductase SDR
Exons: 1
Coding region: 1-1140 (379 amino acids)
Molecular function (GO): oxidoreductase activity, acting on the CH-OH group of donors, NAD or NADP as acceptor
Source: RefSeq, a predicted model, not a curated record
AUGGCGCUCUUCACUAUCGACACGAUUGUCGCCCUUUGCAAGUGGACCAUCCUCCAUCCGGUGUUGAGUCUUGCCUACUUGGUAGCCCUCGGAUGCGAUGUUCACGGCUGCAAAACGUCCAACGAAUGGGUUUGGGAUGCACUCAAGGCAAGUAAGGCCCUGCUUCCGGAUGACGAACGCCAACGACUGUCGUUGGGCGCAGCAGCUCUGGUCGUUCUGAUGGGAUGGUGGCUGGUCCUCUCCUCUCAUUUAUGGUACAAUCGCACAUAUCUCCGAUCUAUCAGCAAGAGCGACUGGAAGGACGAGCUUAUUGUCAUCACUGGAGGUGCCUCAGGCAUCGGAUAUCGCACUGCCGUCCGCUUCGCAUCGAAGGGCGCCAAGGUGGUCGUCAUCGACAUACAGAAGCUUCCCGCUGUCGACGCGCAGUCCAAGAUCGACUCCUCAGCUCGCGGCAAUAUAUCGGCCUACAACUGCGAUCUGGCCACCGAAGAUGCGCUCGCCAAGGUGCUCAAGUCGAUCCUGGCGAUCCACGGCACGCCGACCGUGCUGAUCAACAAUGCCGGCUUCACCCACUCGCAGCCCAUCACUCAGCUUUCGACCCCGCAACUCUCGCGUCUGAUCAACGUCAACCUCACAUCCCAUCUAUGGAUGCUCGGCCAUCUGCUUCCGAGCAUGAUCGAGCGAGCGAAGAAGGAUCGCAAGCCUGGCCACAUUGUCUCGACCGCCUCGGUUAUGGGUCACACCGGUGUAUCGCAGAUGGUUGAUUACUGCGCUUCGAAGCAUGGCGUCGUUGGUCUACACAAAGCGUUGAGGUAUGAGCUCGACUACUGCUAUCGCUGUCCGCAGAUCCGUACCACGCUAGUCGUACUGGGCCAUGUCAAGACAAAGCUGUUCGAAGGGAUGCCCGCCAACUUGCUUGCUCGCUUCCUGGGGCCAACAGUCGAGCCGGAUGCAGUCGCCAAGAGAAUCGUGAAGACCGUGCAACGGAGACGUGGAGGGACAAUAGCCAUGCCAUGGUAUGCCAAUUGGUCCGAGGUGUUUGCCCUUCUGCCAAGCUGGGCGACCGACCUUGCGCACUGGUUGCUGGCGGCGAAUACCAGCAUGGAUGGUAUGAACCGGGCGCGACAGAAGCAACUAUAA